AUGUUUAAAAAGGAGAAUAGUGGGGGUUUUGAUGGCAGCAGCAACAACUGGGCAAGGAUGUGUGACAGUUGCCAUUCUGCUGCAUCUACUGUUUACUGUUGGGCAGAUUCCGCCUAUUUGUGUACGGGCUGUGACGCCGGCAUACAUGCAGCAAGUCUGGUGGCUUCUCGUCACAAGCGUGUCUGGGUUUGUGAGGCCUUGGAGCAUGCUCCUGCAGCCUUUCUUUGCAAGGCAGAUGCUGCCUCAUUUUGUGCCUCCUGUGACGCUGACAUCCAGUCCGCCAACCCCUUGGCGCAUCUUCAUCACUGUGUCCCAAUUAUGCCCAUUCCAGGAACACUUUCUGGUCCUCCAGCUGUUGACACCGUUGGCGGUGGUUCUAUGAUGAUUGGGGGGACCACAGGGGAAUGCACGGAGGAUGAUGGUUUCUUGAGUUUGACUCAAGAUGCAGAUGAUACAAUGAUAGAUGAAGAAGAUGAAGAUGAAGCACCUUCAUGGUUGUUGCUUAAUCUUCCUGUUAAGAACAACAACAAGAACAAUGUUAGCAAUACCAACAACAAUCAAAAUAACAACUAUGGGAUGUUGUUUGGUGGGGAAGUAGUCGAUGACUACUUAGAUCUUGCGGAAUAUGGAGGGGACUGUCAAUUUAAUGAUCAGUACAGUGUUAAUCAGCAGCAACAACAUUACUCUGCUCCUCCGAAGAGUUAUGGUGGAGAUAGCGUUGUGCCAGUUCAGGACGGACAGCGAAAAUCUCUGAUUCUUUAUCACCAACAGCAACAACAACAACAACAACAAAGUCAUCACCUGAAUUUUCAGCUGGGAACAGAGUAUGACAGAUUUAACACUGGAUAUGGUUAUCCUGCUUCUUUGAGUCACAGUGUUUCCAAUUCGUCAGUAGAUGUCAGUGUUGUCCCAGAAUCUGCACUAAGUGAAACUUCAAACUCCCACCCACGAGUUCCAAAAAAGACCAUUGACCAUUACUCAGGCCCUCCAAUUCAGAUACCUCCCCAGCUUACUCCAAUGGACAGAGAAGCCAGAGUCAUAAGGUACAGAGAGAAGAAAAAGAACCGUAAAUUCGAGAAAACCAUAAGAUAUGCUUCAAGAAAAGCUUAUGCAGAAACAAGACCAAGAAUCAAAGGUCGAUUCGCAAAGAGAACAGACGUAGAGGCUGAAGUAGACCAGAUGUUCUCCACACAAUUAAUGACAGACAGCAGUUAUAGAAUCGUCCCUUCAUUCUGAAUGCAACAAAGAGAAGAUAACACAAGUCCCUAAACCUAGUAUUGCUAUUGUGUCUCUUACAUCAUUAUUGAUCCAAGUAGCUAUUGAAUAAUCAGAACAGUAAUAAAGUAGUUUUCCAAAGAGAAUUUAUUAACGUCUCUAUUGUUGUAUAUGCAAAAGAAAGUUCUUCCUUGU
This is a messenger RNA of Capsicum annuum, 1410 nucleotides long. Its product is annotated as zinc finger protein CONSTANS-LIKE 2-like. Gene Ontology annotation, biological process: regulation of flower development. NCBI's taxonomy places the organism in Eukaryota, Viridiplantae, Streptophyta, Magnoliopsida, Solanales, Solanaceae. Gene Ontology annotation, molecular function: zinc ion binding; protein binding. Bases 1 to 1236 code for a protein of 411 amino acids. The record is from RefSeq and is a predicted model, not a curated record. The transcript is spliced from 3 exons. Gene Ontology annotation, cellular component: nucleus.